UCACUUUUUUCAUUACUUAAAGAAAGAAUAUCUUAAAACAAUUGGGUAAAAACAUAAACAGAAGAGACAAUAUGAUUCGACACUUCUCUUUGAUUCCACCACCGCUUGAAAUGACGAUUCACCGUUCCGUUUGGCAUAAUAAUUCGCGGGAAAUCGCGAUAGACCCCGCAUUGGAUCGAAUCGGAAAAUUCCCAAUCGAUUGGGACAAUUAUCCUCCGGCAAGUUUACCAUUAGUAGAUACUGAAGACAAGCGUCAGCAAGAUCGAAGAUGAUCCAUGCAGAAUUUGAGAGAGGAUCUAUAAGCUUCACACGACGAACCGAGAGAGGGAAGAGGAAGAGGGCAAAUCGAGUUUAAUUCAAUGGAAUUGGAAUCAGAUACUUCCGGCUUAAACAACAAAUGGGUAUCAACAGUCGCUAGCGUAUGGAUUCAAUGCACCAGUGGAUCUCUUUACACUUUCUCCAUCUACUCCCAAACCCUCAAAUCAACUCAGGGAUACGAUCAAUCCACUUUGGAUAUUGUUUCUGUUUUUAAAGACAUCGGUGUCAAUUGUGGUGUCCUUGCGGGAUUUCUCUACUACUUUGCCACCACCCAUGGUGGUCGUCCUGGUCCGUGGAUUGUUCACUUCGCCGGUGCGAUUCAGUGCUUCUUGGGGUACUUUUUUAUCUGGGCUGCCGUUUAUGGGGUCUUCCAUCGGCCGCCGGUUCCCGUUAUGUGCCUUUUCAUGUUGGUGGCUGCUCAUGCUCAGAGCUUCUUCAACACGGCUAACGUUGUCACUGGGGUUCGAAAUUUCCCCCGUUAUAGUGGGACGAUUGUUGGAAUCAUGAAGGGGUUUCUUGGUUUGAGUGGAGCAAUAUUGAUUCAAAUAUACGAGACAAUAUUUAAUGGACAACCUACUUCGUUUCUUCUAAUGCUGGCGCUGCUACCAACCCUUAAUUCCUUAUUGUGUAUGUGGUUCGUGAGAAUUCACCAUGUUGAUGAUGGAAUUGAAAAAGAGCAUCUGAAUACCUUAUCCAUAAUUACUCUGGUCAUUGCUACUUACCUUAUGAUCAAGAUAGUUCUAGAGCAUAUUUUCACCUUCCAAUUCCCUCUACAUGUCGCUACAUUUAUUCUACUUUUGAUGUUGCUUGCAUCUCCUCUAUAUAUUGCAAUUAGAGCCCAACAGAGAGAGUCCAGAAGGACUUUGCACCCUUCUUUCGCAGAGAGUGACCAGCUGAUUGGUCGUCACAAUCGAGAGACUUUGGAUUUUGACCAUGAACGGGGAAGGGAAUCUGAAGAAAGCCUGACUCUCAUUCAAGCUUUAUACACAAUAGACUUUUGGAUAUUGUUUUUUGCAACUGCUUGUGGCAUGGGAACAGGGUUAGCUACAGUGAAUAAUAUGAGUCAGAUAGGGUUAUCUCUCGGUUACACAAGCUCGGAGAUAAACACUUUGGUUUCCUUGUGGAGCAUUUGGAAUUUUUUUGGUCGUUUUGGAGCUGGGUAUGUGUCGGAUUAUUAUCUGCAUGCCAAAGGAUGGGCUAGGCCAUUGUUCAUGUUCAUCACUCUAACGACCAUGAGCAUUGGACAUGUAGUGAUUGCCUCGGGCCUGCCUGGUGCUCUCUUUGCUGGUUCAAUAGUAGUGGGUGUUUGUUAUGGGUCUCAGUGGUCACUAAUGCCAACAAUUACUUCUGAAAUAUUUGGUGUUCUACACAUGGGUACUAUAUUCAAUGCCAUAACAGUAGCAAGCCCUGUUGGAUCUUAUUUAUUUUCAGUAAGAGUUGUUGGGUAUAUAUAUGACAAGGAAGCAUCAAGUGAAGGAGAUGCUUGUAUUGGAACUUACUGCUUCAUGUUGUCAUUUUUUAUUAUGGCUUUUGCCACUCUCUUGGGCUCUUUCGCAGCCCUUGGCUUAUUUUUCUGGAGAAGAAGUUUCUACGAUCAAGUUGUUAUCAGAAGGCUGCAGCACCCAUCAAAUGGAUAAAAAAUAAAUACCGCAAUGGUAUAUACAAAGGGAAUUUUGGAGGUUUUUCCUGGUUGCUGCUAAUAAGGUAAUUGCUUGAUGUACCAUCAUUUUUCCUUUCUUAGAUUGUUGUAGGUCGAUUUAUUAUGUUGGGACUUUGGAGGAAAAACAAUAUCAUGCGUUAGCAUACCUGCAGAGGUAGGCAUAUGUGCACAAUCAUCUAUACUUAAGUGUUUACUACAAAUAAGAACACAAAUUAUUUAACAUUCUUAGGGAAGAAAUGAUCGAAUUAGAGUUCCCUUGUGGUGUGAUUUGUCUGGCUGGUGAUGAAACCGUUAUUAUAUUAAAUCUCAUUGACAGUAGAAAAUGAGAAUAACAGGAAUGUGAAGGUUCAAGAAUUGAGCAAGUAAUUUUACCUUGAAAUCUGUUGUGAAUUUUAUCUUUUAAUCCACUAAUGGACGUGCAAUUUUAUUUGCCGGGGAAAAUGAUGGAUUCGUUAAACUAUACUUACAGGCAAGUUUUUGCUAUUGGGGCUCACAUUUGACCACACCGUCGACACUUCAAUGGGUCCCAUUUAAGGCAGCUUCAUUCGGGAAUGUGCCUAGUUAUACAUUACUCACCCAUUAGUUCUUCGAAAACCUCGUGAUAUUUUUUGUCUAUUGUUUUAUACGUUAAUAACCCCCAUUAGUUUCUUCUUCCUCGUGUUAAUUCCUUUUCCACUUUCAUUUUGUCAGCGAGUGUCAUUCUUUUUUCUUCAUUAUGUUCGUUUCUUUAGCAACUUUAUAUAUAAGAAAGUUUACAGUCGGUCUUGUUUAUAUGCUUAAAAGCUACCUGUUGGAGAAUAUUAUUUGACAUUUUGUAGUAUAUUUUGCAUUACAUAAGCAUAACCUGGCUUUCUGUGUGCUUUGCACCUUAAAAACGUGUUGUAUAGAAUAAUGUUUUCUUGAAUGUAAUUCUUUUAACAUUACCCAAGCAAGAACCGUUUAAACCAAUUAUGUUUCCACUUUUUGGAUGAAGUCAUUGUAGUUGAAUCUCCAGUUUUUUAGGUCGGCAUCCAUCCAAGCUCGUAGGACUCAUAUGCAUGCAACAUAUGUCGUGAAGCAAGAAUCAGCCAGAAUGGAGGACUCUUACAUGGUUCUGUCAAUAAAGCCUCUAGUUCACUUGAUUGAGAACAGAGUUCAGGGUUGGCCAAGUGCAGGAGAAAGGAGUUUCAUACUUUCAAAGCACGAACUAAAAUGUAAACAGGGUAUUCUUCUGGGAUUCUUGCCAAAAUUUGGAGCCAUCCAGCUCGGACUCACUUUGCUUCUGUAGUUGGAAGUCCUUUACCAUUACCAUUUAUUCAUUGAGUUGUAAAGAAGUAAAUAAUCUAUUAAGCUAUGUCUGUAGUAGUAAUCUGAGGAGGAAAGAAUCUCUGCUGAUCUUGUUUGCUGCUCGAGUCAUUUACUGUCAUGUAAAUAGUUGGCUAUUAUAUUGCCUGGUAGUGUGAAGAAUUUGUCAUCAGAAAAGCGUGUUUAUAAUGUGUAGGAAUAUGAAUACACUAGGUGAUGGGUAAAUAAAGCAACAAUUUACAAAAGUUGCACAAUCAAA
This is a messenger RNA of Cucumis melo (muskmelon), 3521 nucleotides long. Its product is annotated as protein NUCLEAR FUSION DEFECTIVE 4-like. The transcript has 2 exons. Gene Ontology annotation, cellular component: membrane. Bases 360 to 1955 code for a protein of 531 amino acids. NCBI's taxonomy places the organism in Eukaryota, Viridiplantae, Streptophyta, Magnoliopsida, Cucurbitales, Cucurbitaceae. The record is from RefSeq and is a predicted model, not a curated record.